Vicugna pacos (alpaca) is the source of this 3881-nucleotide messenger RNA. Lineage: Eukaryota; Metazoa; Chordata; Mammalia; Artiodactyla; Camelidae. The record is from RefSeq and is a predicted model, not a curated record.
AUGUCAAAUUGUUCUUUUUAAAUAUUUAUUUUCAGCCUACCCCUCUUGUGUUCCCAUGGAAGGCGCUGAGUUUAUCUAAUAUCAGGAGCACAUCCAGAAGCCUUUAAGGAGGGGGAUGGCUCUUCAUAUUCAUGAAGCUUGCAUACUUCUGUUGGUCAUCCCUGGAUUGGUCACCUCUGCUGCCAUCAGUCAUGAAGACUAUCCUGCUGAUGAAGGUGACCAGACCUCCAGUAAUGACAAUCUGAUUUUUGAUGACUAUCGAGGGAAAGGGUGUGUGGAUGACAGCGGCUUUGUAUACAAGUUGGGAGAACGAUUCUUCCCAGGGCAUUCCAACUGUCCAUGUGUCUGUGCUCUGGAUGGACCUGUUUGCGACCAGCCAGAAUGCCCUAAAAUUCACCCAAAGUGUACUAAAGUGGAACACAAUGGAUGCUGUCCUGAGUGCAAAGAAGUGAAAAACUUUUGUGAAUAUCAUGGGAAAAAUUACAAAAUCUUGGAGGAAUUUAAGCCCUCUCCAUGUGAAUGGUGUCGCUGUGAGCCCAGCAAUGAAGUUCACUGUGUUGUAGCAGACUGCGCAGUUCCUGAGUGUGUCAACCCAGUCUAUGAACCAGAGCAAUGUUGUCCUGUCUGCAAAAAUGGUCCAAACUGCUUUGCAGGAACUACGAUAAUUCCGGCUGGCAUUGAAGUGAAAGUGGAUGAAUGUAACAUCUGUCACUGUCACAACGGGGACUGGUGGAAGCCUGCUCAGUGUUCCAAACGUGAAUGCCAAGGCAAGCAGACUGUGUAGGACAGAUUCCCAACCGACGACGAGCUCUUAGGAGAAGAUGCUAUGGCUUCGACGUUGCACACGUUUGAAACAAGACAGAACAAACUCCUGCCAGCUACAACAGGGUCACCAGCAAAACCUUCUAGGGUUGACAAAAGUGAAUAUUUUACUAAGAGGAAAUUUCUCUUUCUUUCUUGCUAUAUAAAAUAUACAUAGUAUAUAGCUAUAAAAACCGCUUUUGUAAUUAUCCAUGCUUGAUGGUGACUUGACAUCUGGAUUUCUGGGACAAAAAGAAAUAGCCUCAUAGGGGCUCCUUCUCUGGUGACAUCUCUGGCCUGCCAGCUCAUCAUCUACUGAUUUACUCCAUUUUCUACUCUUCUGUAAACAUGGCAUUUUUUGCUCUUGUAGUAAGUUUUUCCUCUUUGUAGUCUAAGGGGCCAGAUUUGACUGCAAAGUAAAGUUCUGAGUUGUGUCAAACGAGCUUUGGUAAAGCAAUGUCAGUAGGGAGGACCCUUCCUGACCAGGAAGAUGCAAAAGCAUCCAACCAAUCGCCUCCCUCGAGGGAGUCAUGCCCUGCAGGGUCAGGAGAGAGAUGCGCACAUGGACAGACCCCUGCUGGGCUGGGUGGGGAACCGGCGCGUGGUGCAUUACGCAGGGUGUCACAGUUCGAUUCUUAGAAACCACACGUUUUAUACACCAAACCUGGAAGCUGCCAAUCAAAAAGUAAUAUAUGAAGAACACCAUGAGCUUGACUGAAGAAUCCAAAGGGAGACAGGUAGUCAGAACUGCAGCGUUCAUCACCAGACUGUCUCAUGAUGCUGAAUUUAAGUUCGGCUUGUAACUAAACACACUCUGAACCCGCUCUGUCACCUGGCGCGGCAAACACCAGAACCAGGGUGAGUCGCCCCACUGUGAAUCUGAAUCCUUCUGAACACUUCUGGCUUUUGAGUUCAGGUCUGGCUGAAAGCCAGUAGUCUACACAGGCAGUGUUUCCAGUCCGGGACUAUGUCUGCCGCAUUAUAGUAACAGCCGCUCAGCCCUGUGUCUAAAACCCUGAUUCAGGACACUCUUUCCACCUCAAGUGCUGAUUUAAAUUAAAGAUUAGGGUAGAGGAGUCUUGCACAAUACAAUUCCAUUUGUUGAACUUCUUUUUUAAAUGUAUAUAUUAAAUACUGAACAAUUAAAGUGAACCUUUGAAGAGACUCAAGGUUGCCCUGGUAAUGCUGCUAGUAUAGUAAUAGAAAAAAUAAAACACACAGGGUAUCUGACGCCACCUGGAUUCAAGUACAAAUUUAGCAAAUUCUGAAACCACAUGGCAUAGCUAGUCGUUUAUUCCACUCUCUGUCGAUAACCCUGGCGCAGACCUGGCAGGGUCCUUGAGGAAACUUGAAGGUUGUCUUCAUUGUCGACGUUCUUUCCUUUUCUGCUCCCACCCCCACCCCGGGCUUGGCCACAGCUCCUGUGGAGUACCGCAUUCCAGCACUAUUGACGUUUGGGGCCGAUUGUUGUCGGGAGCUGUCCUGCGCAUUUUUAGGAUGCUUAACAGCAUUCUUGGCUUCUAUCCACUAAAAGCCAAGAACAGCACCCUAACUAUCACAACAGAAUGUCUCCAGACAUUGCCAAAUGUCCCCGAGGUGUGGGAGAGGGGCAAAAUUUCACCUGGCUGAGAACCAGUGGUCUAGAAUAAUCAGUAUGACGUGGUUUUCUACCCAGGGGACAGACCAGGCAAGGUCUGGCUGAGGCUGGGGCUUUGCUGAGCCUCUGAGCCCUUCCAGACGGGCACCAUCAGCAGCCCUGACGGGGCGAGUCAGUCUCCUCCCAAAGGAGUGAUGCUUCUACGCCACAGGUCCACCCUCAGGACACACAUUUCUUUAGUCUCAUCAGCUGGGUUUUCAUUUAAAAUUGUCAAGCCUCUCCUCCCUGGAAGCACCUCCUGUCAUCAAGAAGGAGUUGUCAUUUUCAAAAUCAAUGCGUUGACGAGUUGGACCUGACACUUCUCACGCACACCUUGCUCGUGUUAUGACACAAAUAGCCACGCCGGCGCCAUCCGAGGAAGAACAUCGAGCCGCCUUCCCUUAGAACACAAAUUUGCAUCAAGGUUGGUGCUUUUCAGUUGCCACCCUGGAUACAUCAUAUAGACAGUCAUGAAUAAUUCAUGAACCAUUCAUGAACAAUUCUGCAUGAUUUAUUCCUGCACUCCAAAGUAAAGGCACUCCACACUUCAGCCUGUGUCUGGACAGAGAUGUAUUAUAGAGCUUUCUCUGCCCUGAGGUUGCCUAUUGCCAGCUUCAAAAAUCUACACUCUUGGAAAGAAAUAAUCAUAAUAAUAAAUGACAGGAAUAAGGUUUGAAACCCAGAAAACAUCAUUAAUAGAGCCAUGUAGCAUAGUAUCCCAUCUAUUAUUAAGGAGUUACUAUGUCCUUUUUAGGAAAUGAAAGGAGAGAACAACUGGGAAGCCAGGCUACAGAAAUUUUGCAUCAAAGUCUUGGCACAGUGAUGGUCACAGCAAGAAGUUUCUGGAAUGGAGUAUAACAUCCAACAAGAAAUUCUCUUCAGAGAGUUUGCAGAAUGAAGGCUGCUCAGCGGCCUCUGUUACCAAUCAGAGGGUUUUUUUUUUUUUUGUCCUCGGCUCCUACCCCCACCACCUCCAGAGUUUCACUACAAGCUGUUUCCUUUAAGACUCUGUAGCACUGACAUUUCCCCCCUUUCGGGAGAGAUGAACCUAUACUGUGACAGAAUUUCUCAUCAACUGAUAAACAUUUUACAACUUCUUUCUGCCCAGGUCACUGAGAAAUUCUUUCCAAACUCUGUAGAGUUCUGGUCUUAUCUGUGGUUGUUGUUUUUUGAUACUUUUUGUUUUUUUCUUUUGAAAGCUCUGUUUGCAGCCACCCUGUCACCUCCACCCUCCUAUUUCUCCUCCGCCUUUGGUUCUUGGCUUUAACCACAGCUCUGUUUAAAUAAGGGAGCAACAUCCGGUUUGUUAGCUGAUGCCUGUUAAAAAAACGAUUCAGUUCCUAAAAUCUUUGAAAAACGGUGUGCCUGAAAACUCAUGAGAAAACAAACAAAACUUAACAUUAAACUGUAAAAAAGGGGAUUCUAGCAACAAUAUUUGAUGUGU